UUAAUUGUCUCAAAACAGCAGUGAAUCAGAAGAGCUAGUGCAGCAUCCAUUUUAGAGUUGAAAGAUCUAUAAUAUCUAUAUAGGGUAUUAUAUGCAAUGUCUUACUAUACAUUCAUAAUCAUACAUUCACUGCAGGGAAUUACUAUAAUGUCUUUGAGUAUACCCCAAUAUUUAAUCAGUAUAGGUCAGACAACAAUAACAGAUGGCCAUGCCAUGUGGUUAUGUUGUUGAACUGGCUUUAUAUGCAGUGGUUUUCCAUACCUUUGCAGGCUAUACUCCAAGAGCACUGCAACCACAAUGUAGUGAAUAGCCGCUAAAUGUUCCAGGUGUCUCAUAUUUUGUCUGACUGAAGUGAUGGUAGCUCUGAUGGUAGCUCAGCUAACUUGUUGCUUGGUUCAUUGUGACAAAAUGAUAUGAGCUAAAACUUGUAUGUAUAGCUAUAGGGAGCGGAGGGCCUAUAUUUACUAGGCUCAAAAUUGGAUAUUUCCGAAAGCAGCUUGUUGACCUCAAGCAUUAUAAUUAUAGAAGGAGUGUUGUGAAAGUAUAGUAGUAACCCCUUGAGUUGUGUGAAAAAGCCAGUAUUUUACCCAUCAUUGAUUUUUUGUGAUGUGUGGGUGGACUAAAAUAACACAGACAGGUAAUAUAAUUAUUUGGCGAGUGAGCUAUUAGAAUUUGGCGAUUUUUAAUUUGACGUCUUAGGCUACUACAGCAAUUAGGUCCACUAAUUUGGCAGUUUUGAAAGUGCCAAAUGAAAACCAGUUACAGUUUGCAUUUUGCAGGCCAUAGCAAGUAAUUUUGUUGGCCUGUUACUAACAAUCAUAACAGAAGCCAACCUAUAUUUAUUUACUACAUUGUGGUUGCAGUGCUCUUGCAGUAUAGCCUGCAAAGGUAAGGAAAACCACUGUAUAUGAUUUCCAAAUUCCCCUAAGUGCAUGGGAAAUGUGGCAAUCACUAAUUAAGACACUAGACAGUUCCUAGAAUAGUACAUGACUGUAGUCUUUGCAAAGCAGAACAGCAGUGAAUCAGAAGAGCUAGUGCAGCAUCCAUUUACAAUAUGCUGUCUAGAAAUAUUCUCAGCUGGUUUGUGCUGCUCCUGACCCUAGCUACUGUUACCAGGAGUGAGCACUAUCACAUUGUGCCAGUGGAUUCAACCGACUUGUGUCAUGAUUAUCGAAAUGAAACUUGUUUUACUCUCGAGCAGCUUGUUCAAACAAACCUGUUAUCUGGUGGAGACAAUCUCACCUUGAGCUUUCUACCUGGAGAUCAUGUGCUAACUGAGCAGUUAUUGAUUCGUAAAUUCUCACAUGUGCAUAUUACCGGCCAGAACGACAGUACAACUAUAGUCAGAUUUCACAGCAAUGGUACGAUGCGUUUUGUUAGUACUACUGAAUUAUAUAUUGAACACUUGGGUUUCGUUGGAGCGAAAAUUGGACUGCAAAACUCACAUAAAAGUUGGAUCAUUGAUGGUGCCCACGAUGUCUAUGUCAAUGACUGCUACUUUAUGAACUUUGUACUACUCAAUCCGGCGGAAACCCACAUAGUUAAGAUUUCUAAUACUCAAGCUGCAACAAUUGAGAGCACUCUCUUUAUGAACAACACUGGUCAGGCACUGCACGUUGAGGCUGAUGAUGUGUACAUAACAAAUAGCGAGCUUACUAGAAACAAUGGAGGUGCAGUUGACAUUGAAUCAAACAACACACUGAUCAACAACACAGAGUUCAACUAUAACAGUGCUGAGAGAUUCAGUUCUUCGAGCGGAGGAGCAGUACAAGUGGGAUCUGGAACUGUAGUGAUCACUUGGUGUAACUUCACAAAUAACAACGCUUCUCAGUAUGGUGGAGCAAUAUAUGUUGACUCAGGCAGUGUGACCAUCUCCAACUGUGAGCUGACAAACAACAGUGUUAACUUUGGUGGGGCGAUUUAUGUUCAGUCCGGUAGUGUGUCUAUCAUCAAAAGUGAGCUGACAAACAACAGAGCUCACAAUAAUGGUGGAGCAAUUGGUGUUAACUUAGGCAGUAAUGUGUCUAUCUCCGACAGCACACUGACAAAUAACAGAGCUGAAGUUUGUGGUGGAGUAAUUCUGGUUGACUCAGGCAGUGUGUCUAUCUCCAACAGCACACUGACAAACAACCAUGCUGACUCUGAUGGUGGAGUGAUUCGUGUUACCUCAGGCAAUGUGUCCAUCUCCAACAGCACACUGUCAAACAACAAUGCUGGCGGUAAUGGUGGUGGAGUGAUUAAUGUUUACUCAGGCAAUGUGUCCAUCUCCGACAGCACACUGACAAAUAACAAUGCUAACUAUGGUAGUGGUGGAGCAAUUAGUCUUAAUUCAGAGAACACAGACUGCUUUGGUGGAGGGAUUAUUGUUGACUCAAGUGAAUCUAGUGUGAUCAUCUCCGACAGCACACUGACAAACAACAGAGCUAGUUAUGGUGGAGCGAUUGGUGUUUACUCAGGCAAUAGUGUGAUCAUCUCAAACAGCACACUGACAAAAAAUAGUGCUAACCAAGAUGGUGGAGCGAUUAUUGUUGACUCAAGUAGUUUGAACAUCUCCGACAGCAUACUGACACAUAACAGUGCUACUGACUCUGGUAGUGGUGGAGCAAUUGAUGUGGCCUCAGGCAGUGUGACCAUCUUCGACAGCACACUGACAAGCAACAGAGUUAACAAUAAUGGUGGAGUAAUUAAUGUUUACUCAAGUAAUGUGUCGAUCUACAACAGCACACUGACAAAUAACAGAGCUAAUAAGAGUGGAGUAAUUGAUGUUUCACAAACAGCCACCUUGAUCAUCAAUAACACUAACAUUACUAAUAACAAUGCCAUGGUCAGUUUAUACAUUUUACAGUCUAAUGUGAAAUUCACUGGAUCGAAUAUUGUCAGCAAUAACAAUGGCCCUGUCUAUGCUUUCAAUAGUCGAGUUGAUUUUAAUGGACCUACAACACUCAGUAACAAUCGCGGUGUGUUUGGUGGAGCUCUCAGCAUUAUUCAGAGUCAAAUGUACAUUAACACAGGAAGAGUGAUCAUCAUCAACAACACAGCUACCUCUGGAGGAGGGAUAUUUCUGAGAGAGAGUACACUCUUUGUAAAUAAGGAGUCUUCACUAAAGAUCAAUCAAAACAAAGCACACAAGGAUGGUGGAGGGAUUUAUGCAUAUUCAAGCAGACUUGAGUUCCAAUCUGUGCUGAUGCGUGGUCCAUCUGGUGAGCUACUUCCACCACAUACACAAUGUGAGAUUGCUCACAACAUUGCUGAAAAUGGUGGAGGUAUUAAUGCAGUAGCUACAACCAUUAAACUAGCAUCUUCAUAUGUCAACAUCGACUCAAACACCGCAAACACUAGUGGAGGUGGAGUGUAUCUACAGCAAAAUUCGAAACUGUACCUCUUUAAAGAUCAAUUUGAGCAUCUUAUUAUAGCUUAUCAAUCAUAUUAUCAGUAUUAUGUCAAGUUAAUGAUUAACAACAACUUGGCUCAGUACGGUGGAGGGAUAUUUGUGGCAGAUGAUACAGAGAGUGGUGCCUGCAGAGGAGGGGCCAACAAAACUAAAAACAAAGCUACUCAAAACAUUUUUGCGGAUUGUUUCAUUCAAACAAUUUUGUUAAGUACUGAAUCAGAUGAUACCCCCGACAAUAGUAACUAUUUCAACACAUUCAUGUAACAAC
Messenger RNA from Halichondria panicea, 3659 nucleotides. RefSeq names its product probable outer membrane protein pmp6. The record is from RefSeq and is a predicted model, not a curated record. NCBI's taxonomy places the organism in Eukaryota, Metazoa, Porifera, Demospongiae, Suberitida, Halichondriidae. The transcript has 2 exons. The coding region runs from base 1055 to 3655 and encodes 866 amino acids.